This is a messenger RNA of Monopterus albus (swamp eel), 1568 nucleotides long. It is a transcript of the gene cunh7orf25, whose product is annotated as chromosome unknown C7orf25 homolog. NCBI's taxonomy places the organism in Eukaryota, Metazoa, Chordata, Actinopteri, Synbranchiformes, Synbranchidae. The transcript is spliced from 2 exons. The record is from RefSeq and is a predicted model, not a curated record. The coding region runs from base 136 to 1389 and encodes 417 amino acids.
AACCUCCUGUUCCUUUCAGCGGAGCGGAUGAAGAAGACGAAGUUGUAGCAGUCAAUUACCUUUAGCAUUAGCAGAUUUUUGUGCACGAACUCAUGGAAUAAAGUUAGCACGCUACUGCCUCCGUGUGAUCUAGUCAUGUCUGUGCAGGUGGUGCUGCAGCAGAGGAUCAGCUCCGCUAAGAAGCUGCUGCAGCGGGCGGAGCAGAUGUGCCAGGGUGUGGAGGGUCAUCAGAAGCUCUGCGGUAAACUGCGAGCCGAGCUGCGCUUCCUGUGGCGGGUGGAGACGGGAGAGCUGCAGGUCAAAGAGUCUCAUCUGCACAGCACCAACCUGACUCACCUGACAGCCAUUGUGGAGUCAGCCGAGAGUCUGGAGGAUGUAGUGGCGCUUCUGCAUGUUUUUACUUACCAGGACACCUCUGGUCGACAGCGGACGCUGGUGGUAGAUGUAGUGGCUAAUGGAGGACACACCUGGGUGAAGGCAGUGGGCAGAAAGGCAGAGGCUCUACACAACAUUUGGCAGGGACGGGGUCAGUAUGGGGACAAGAGCAUCAUCAGGCAGGCGGAGGACUUCCUGCAGGCCAGCCUCCAGCAGCCUGUCCACUACCAACACCCCCACAUCAUCUUUGCUUUCUACAACGGGGUCUCCUGCCCCAUGGCUGAUCGCCUCAGGGAAAUGGGCAUCUCCGUCCGCGGCGACAUUGUUGCUGUAAACACCAUGAUGAUGGAGGGAGAAAGUGCAGAAGAUGAAGAUGAGGAGGGGGAUGCAACUGAAAAUAAACAUGAAGAAGAAGAGGAUGAGGAGGAGGAGGUGGUGGCAUCUGAGCUAACCCGGGUUGAUCGUGGCAUGGUGGUGGCCAGCUUGGCCUUUCCCACCCAGGUGCAGGUGGAGGAGUGUCGGCGGGUGAACCUGGACAUCACCACGCUCAUCACGUACGUGUCAUCGCUGAGUCAUGGCCGCUGUCACUUCACCUUCAGGGAGCCAGUCCUGACAGAGCCCGGGCCCCCCCCCCGGCGGCCCCUGCCACAGCUUGAUGCCUUUAUGGCGGGGAAAGAGCUGUUUGCCUGCCACGCUGCUGUCUCUGACUUUCAGCUGAUCCUGGACACGCUGGGGGGCCCAGGUGAGAAGGAUCGUGCUCAGAAGCUGCUGGCCCGCCUCCACCUGGUGGAUGACCAGCCAUCAGAGCGGACACUACGGCUCAUGCCCAGUGCCAAGAUCAACCAACGCUCCCUCAUGAUUUUUGGCACCGGAGAUUCACUAAGAGCUGUUACCAUGACGGCAAACAGCCGAUUCGUCAGGGCGGCGGCUAAUCAGGGUGUUCGAUACAGCGUGUUCAUCCACCAGCCACGAGCUCUAACUGAGGGGAAGGAGUGGAGGGCCAUGCCUAUCUGAGUCAGUGAGACUUCCUGUGCAGGGGCUGAUGGGAAUUUGAGUUUGUCAGCUGAUCAUAAAGAGGUAUAGAGGGUUAGCUUAAAUCUACAUUGGUGUAAAUAUGAUUCAGACCAUCUGACUCCUGUUUUGUUGAAUUAUUUCAAAAUCUAUAUUCAAAGAUGAAUAAAGCAUCACAGUAA